AUGUCGAUAUUUAGUUUCUCGGAGUUUGUUCUUCAAUUAUUUGGUAUCAAAUUCCAGCAAGCUAGCACGGUGCACUUCCCUUCAGAUCUCCACUUUGACAUCGUUUCACGACUACCCGUCAAGUCACUUUUACGAUUCAAGUGUGUCUCUCAACUAUGGUGCAAUAUGAUUGAUGAUCCAUCUCUUGCUUACAUGCAUUUGACUCGAUCUGUUGAAGAACCCAAGAUGUUAAUUCUUGAUCAUCAAACGAAAAAACCAGAUACAUCAAGGUUUACAGAAGUUGUUGGGGGCUUCUUGAAGGCUGACAUGAAUUUAGUUACAAAGUUUGCAAGGUCAAAAGCAUGUUUCUUAGAGAGUUGUUGCAAUGGUUUGCUUUGCUUUACAAAAAUUUAUGACGAUAGAGUUUUGGUUUUGUUUAAUCCUCUUAGACAAGAAGUUAUAGCACUGCCACCACAUAGAGCUUCUCUUAUACCAAGCAAGAGCAAAUAUGGAUUAGGUUUUGAUUCUUCAACAAACACAUACAAGGUUGUUAGGGUUUUCUUCCGUGGAGGCUGUUCAUUCAAUAUGGAUGCUGAAGUUUACACUCUUGGUACAAGUUCAUGGAGACCUAUUAACAAAGGUCCUCUCUGCCAAAUUGCUGGAAGACCUAUAUUUGCAUGUGGAGCACUUCAUUGGUUUGUUCACCCUUAUGUUGAUAGGGAUGCUCUAAAAGGCUAGUAUAUUGUUUCUUUUGAUGUUGGGAAGGAGGAGUUUGGCUGGAUUUCUCCUCCCAAAUAUUAUAGCUCAAGUCAUUUGCUUGAUCUUGGAGGAAACUUGGCUAUGGUUGAUCGCUCAUUUGAUGGCCACAUUGAGAUAUGGAUGAUGAAGGAAUAUAAAAAGAAAGAGUGGGUCAAAGAAUACAAGAUUGAUAUAUACCCCCCACUUGGGAUAUCAGAUUCUUCUUUGGUUGAAGUUAUAGGGCUAUGGGAAUUUGGUGAAAUACUAUUAAGGUACCGUGAAAGUUUUAUUUCCUAUAAUUCAAAGACUGGUGUGAAAAGGUACAUCGAAAUUUUAGGUCAUGACGUGGAAGUCCUAUAUCAUAUGGGUAGCCUACUAUCAAUUUCUAAAUUUCAGACAAAGUAAUAGUGUUUGUUAUUACUUUCCAGAGUAAAUUUUUUGAUCAAUUAUGAUAAAAAAUCAUA
Molecule: messenger RNA, 1181 nt
Organism: Quercus lobata
Lineage: Eukaryota; Viridiplantae; Streptophyta; Magnoliopsida; Fagales; Fagaceae
Product: putative F-box protein At3g21120
Exons: 2
Coding region: 1-717 (238 amino acids)
Molecular function (GO): protein binding
Source: RefSeq, a predicted model, not a curated record